AUGCAGCCAGAGGUGGAGCCCCCGCACUCCUCCACCAAGGGCCACCCCAGCAUGCACAGGGAGGCAGGAGCCCUCCUUGUGGACCUAGGGACCCCGGAGGAGCUACAGACUUGGAGCCUGGGCAGGCCGGGCAAAUCCUCGAAGCAGUACCUGCGCCAGGUCAUUGCAGAAUACGAGGCGCUGGACCGAGAGCUGCCGUGCAUCCGGAAGUUCCCCACGCCCCCCGCUGCCCAGCCCCUCUGCCUGUGCAUGGAGACCUCUCCCGAGGAGGACUUUACCCACCUGGAGGUGCUGGAGGCGCUGGAGGCCGAGUUACCCGGGGCCAUGGAGAGCGGGCGCGUGAGCAGCAUCCGCUUUGAGAACAUGAACGUCAUCUGUGGGACUGCGGGCCGGCGGGACAGGUGGCUCAUCACGGUCACGGACUUCCAGACUCGCUCGCGCCUGCUGCGCUCGGGGCUCCGCCUCCGCGGGCUCGCGCACCCGCUCUUGCGCCACGACGAGCUGCUGCUGGGCGACUACCGCCUGCACCUGCGCCGCUCCAUGGUCCGACGGCGCAUGCUCGAGGCUCUGGGGGCGGAGCCGACCGAGGAAGAUUGACGCGUGGGGCCGGGCCCCGGCUGCGCUUGCGCACCGUCCAGCGGG
Molecule: messenger RNA, 642 nt
Organism: Equus quagga
Lineage: Eukaryota; Metazoa; Chordata; Mammalia; Perissodactyla; Equidae
Gene: C13H19orf81
Product: chromosome 13 C19orf81 homolog
Exons: 5
Coding region: 1-597 (198 amino acids)
Source: RefSeq, a predicted model, not a curated record